AGAGAAGGGACAUGUUAGAGGCUGGCAGGGCCGCGGAGCUGCUCGUCUAGACAGGGGGUAACGGGCACCCUUUCAGAGAUGGGCAACGGCGCCCAACGAGAAAGGACGCGGAUCUGAGCUGAGUAGCUACAAACCGGACUUGGUGUAUUGCUCCCGGACGUCCAUAUGCAAGAGUUAUUUCAUGUUUGAAAUGUGGGAGAUGGUGGCGUUACCAAGAGCGAGCUCUCCCUUCCUGUCGUCUAGGACAAGAUGGCAGCAAUGCAGGCGAACUGUGCAUGGGAUGGAUUUAUAAGUCCAUAACAUGCUCAGAGAAGCCCUGGAUUAUACUUAAAGUGACUCUAUGUGAAGGUAUGGCCUCACAAGUCUUGGUCUACCCACCACACAUUUAUCAAACCCAGACAAGUGCCUUUAGCAGUGUGAAGAAACUCAAAGUUGAGCCCAGCAGCUGUGUGUACCAUGAGAGGGCACAUCCGCGAACCUUUCUGAACAGCAGAACCGUUGGCAUUGCACACGCGACCAAACAAGCCCAUUCAUUUGUGAACCGAGACUUAGCAGUGGGCCUGAGAGUACGUGGAGGACAGCAGUAUCCGGUGCAGACGGUUGUGGUUCGUGGCGUACAAAGACAGCAGCCUGGUAAAAGAAGAGGGGGACCAGGCCCACUUGCAGCCCAGCAGCAGCAACAGGAGGCGAGGGUCGUCGACUCACAGGGCAAGGAGCAGCAGCAUCAGGCGGUUGAAGAAAGUGGGAGCAGCGGUGGAGCAACAGGAGCAGGAGGAGGGGGAAGGGGAGAGGGCUGCAGUGGGGGAGUUGAGGAAGAAGGAGAGGGGGAAGAGGGUGACAGAGAGGAGAACUGUGAAAGUUUGAACUCAGCUGACAGCUCUCAACGAUGUGGGCUGAAACGUAAAAGUGAGGACCUGGAUAACCGAGGGAGCACCAUGCAGAUUGUGGAGGAACUGUCUAUGUUGCCUGCCAUGUUGCAAACGACGAAUGUGGGGAAUGCAGCCGUUACUGCGCCGACGGCUGUUGGGGCUGGGGGAGGCCCCUCCAAACAGGGUGUAGGGCAUGGGGGUGUAUGUGCAACUGGAGGGACAGGAGGAGGUGAUGGGGACUAUCAGGUAGUACAGCACGAAGUCCUGUGUUCCAUGAAGAAUACUUACGAAGUGCUAGAUUUCUUGGGUCGAGGCACAUUCGGCCAGGUAGUGAAGUGCUGGAAGAGGGGAACUGGGGAGGUUGUGGCUGUGAAGAUCCUGAAGAACCACCCUUCAUACGCAAGGCAGGGUCAGAUUGAAGUUGGGAUCCUUGCUCGCCUGAGUGGGGAGAACGCUGAUGAGCACAACCUGGUGCGGGCCUUUGAAUGCUUCCAGCACCGCAGCCACACUUGCCUCGUGUUUGAGAUGCUUGAGCAAAAUUUGUAUGAUUUCCUGAAGCAGAAUAAGUUCAGCCCGCUGCCAUUGAAGGUGAUAAGACCGGUGCUACAGCAGGUAGCUACAGCUCUGAAAAAAUUAAAGAGCAUGGGUCUGAUUCAUGCAGACUUAAAGCCAGAGAACAUAAUGCUGGUGGACCCAGUGAGGCAGCCCUAUAGGGUGAAGGUCAUAGACUUUGGCUCAGCCAGUCACGUGUCCAAAGCUGUGUGUUCGACGUACCUUCAGUCUCGGUACUAUAGGGCUCCAGAGAUCAUUUUGGGAUUGCCGUUUUGUGAAGCCAUAGACAUGUGGUCCCUUGGUUGUGUGAUUGCUGAGCUUUUUCUGGGCUGGCCUCUUUACCCCGGGGCCUUGGAGUACGACCAGAUUCGCUACAUCUCGCAGACACAAGGUUUGCCAGGCGAACAGUUACUGAAUACAGGGACAAAGACAGCACGGUUCUUUUGCAAAGAGCCGGACUCGCCUUAUGCAGCAUGGAGACUGAAGUCAACAGAUGAACAUGAGACGGAGACGGGAAUGAAAUCAAAGGAAGCGAGGAAGUACAUCUUCAGCUGUUUGGAUGACAUAGCGCACGUGAACUUGAUGAUGAAUCUGGAAGGUUGUGACUUGUUAGCGGAGAAGGCUGACCGGCGGGAGUUUGUGGGCCUGCUCAAAAAGAUGUUGCUGAUCGAUGCAGAAGAGAGGAUCGCCCCUGCUGAAGCGCUCAUUCACCCAUUUGUGACGAUGCAGCACCUGCUCGACUUCCCCCACAGCAACCAUGUGAAGUCGUGUUUCCACAUCAUGGACGUAUGUUGGACCCGUCCCACUGGGUAUGAGGCUGCCAACAGAAAUACAGGUCCUUUCGUUAGACCUGUAACUACAACCACUGCUGCCUCAACCAACCUCCCCUUCAGUAAGAUCCCAGCUGUUCACACUCAAGGUUUAGUUCCAUCUGCGCCGUCAGUAAUGCACCAUGGGAUACCGCUGCAGACUGGUGGUGGUCAGUUUGGAUGCAAUGAUUCGUUUCAGCAAGCUCUCAUUCUGUGUCCCCCGACAAUACCAGGUAUCCCCACUAAUACUGCUAAACCAGCUGGCUACUCUGUCCGUAUGGAGGCCUCUGUACCUCUGGUCACUCAAACAACAUCAAUCCAGCCAUUGCAGAUCAGACCUGGAGUCAUCACUCAGGCCUGGUCGAGCCGUGCCCAGCAGAUCUUGGUGCCCACUUGGCAGCAGGUUACAUCUGUCCCCCCACCAUCAACCACACUGGCUUCUGACACUGUGACUGGCACACAGAGAUUAAGUGACUGGGGGAAAGUGCGUCCCCAUGGUAACCAUUUCAGCUCCAUGAUUGCACACCCUCAGCCAUUCCUAACCAACCAAAUGACCAUGUCCACCCACCAGCCAGUCAACAUAGGCAUCGCACAUGUGGUGUGGCCACAGCCAGCGGCAAACAAGCGAGCAAAGCCUUGUGUGAACAGGGGCAGCAACACCUCCCAAAACACAAACAUCCAAAAUGUGGCAUGCCAGUCCCCAAAAAUGGCCGACACAGCAAAGAAUGUGGAGGAAAUUGAGGAGGAGGGAGCCAGAUGUCAAGAAGAAGGGCGCGCCAUAGGAGAGGGGCGAGCGGAGGAUCAGGUCGAGGAGGACGAUGAGGAGAGCUGCUGUAAAGUGGAGCCAGACUGCGAGGAGCUCUCGGUUUCGCAGGAACAGCGGCAGGAAAUGUUGAUCUCUGGCCUUGCCAGUCCAACUGUUAGUGUCAUCAGUAUCAGCAGCGAUGAAGAGGAGGAUGCACAAAGACACUCAAUGGGGGAGUGUAAGGGCAGUGCAGAUUGUGAAGCAUGUCAGAGCACCAUCAGUAUGGAGAGAGUAUGUUCUCUUAGCAGUCCAGACAGCACGCUCAGCACCAGCUCUUCAGCUUCAGCCCAGUCCAACAACUCCCCAUGCAAACAACCCAAUAGCAUGUCGGAUGACGAACAGGAGAGCGGUUGUGACACGGUGGAGAGCUCGCCUGCCUCGCACAACUCUGGCCACAGCAGCAGUCCCUUUACCGAGCGCCGCUACAUCGCCAACAGCAACCAGAACUGUGAGCCGCGUGUGGCGUGCGUUGCCCCUGAAACUGAGCCCAGCAAGCCUACAGUACGCACCGUUGUGGUGCCUCCAAUGCGGGUGCAGAACAAUAACAACAACUGUUCUAUCAGCGAAACACCUGGAAACACAGAGUCUUCGUGCCACUCCAAAGGGCGAGGCAUUCCUGGGCGACAGCAUCACCACUCCACACCGCUCCUCAACAGGCCUCAGAAAAUCGGCCCCGUGUUCCAGCCCCAGCAACAGCAGCCUAUAGGCUUUGGGCAGGUCCAGCAUUUCACUUCAUGCCACCAAGAAUGGAACGGGAACUUUGCCAACCGGCGACCACAGGCGUACAUCCCUCCCACCAUGCAUGGGCACACCUUCACACUUUCCCACAGCAGUCCAAACCACACAACAGGCGCCCACCCCCACCUUGGGGGCCACCCGCAUUCUCAGCCUACCCUGUUGUCGUACCCUCCGUCUGGCCCUCUGGUUACAGCGGCCCCCGUGGCCCACCUGCUGGCUUCCCCUGGCACCUCCCGCCCCGUCCUCCAGCCCACGUAUGGCAUAUCCCACCCGGCAGGCAUUGUGCACCAAGUGGCAGUGGGUAUCAACCCCCGGCUGCUCCCCUCCCCCACCUUGCAUCCACAGAGCCAGUUCAAGCCCCUUUUCCCCCCGCACUCUUACAUCGCCUCGCCUGCUUAUGGCAGUUUCCCCCUCAGCCCCACCAAACUAAACCAGUACCCCUACAUCUGAGUGUGGCUCUGGUACCUUUCCUACCACCUGGGGGCUAAGCAGGGCAGCAUCCCAUCCUAAACCACAAACAACAUGGUUUUCAUUUCUAAUAAAAAACCAUGGCACAACCACAGAGAAAACAAGCUAUUUUUUGAAUCAUGUCGACUUGGUUGUAAUUGAACUUUUAAGCUUUAAAAAAAGAAGAAGAAAAAAAAGAGUUCCAACGGUGGAGAUGAUCUGGCAAAAAUUAAGAAGGAAAUAAUGUAUGAAUGAUUGAAUGAUAGAAUGAAUGAGUAGUUAAACUCACACUUAAUGUGUUUUGCACAUUUGAUAUAUCUUUGCAUUGGAUCUUCUACGAAUACUCCUCAAGACAGAUGAAUAAUUGGGGUGUUGUUGAAUAGUUAGAAAACCCCCCGGUCCCAGCUAUUUUUCUACAUUGCCUUCUUAUGUGUGCAAGACACAUCCAUAUUUGUAAAGCCAUCCCAGUCUCUAGCUCUAGAUCGACAGAUGCACAUGUUGUCCACGGUGUAUGUUGUACUGCGUUUGAAGUAUUUGUACCUUUUCGGUGUCUUUUGAUGUUCGCAAUGUCAAGUCAAUUAUCCGAUUUAAAUAGGGUUGUUCAUCACGCUGCAUGUGGUCUUGCAUGAGCAAAAAUGUAAACGGAAAGAUGCAUAGACGUUGCUCUUAUUGUUUGUGUCACAAGACUCGCUGCAUUGUAUAACUGUCCCCAGCCAUAGUGCCUUACAUAUUUGAGGUUGUUAAUGUUACUACUUAUAUAUGACUAUAUUCAUGAAUAUUAAUGUACUGGACUGCAGCACUUGAAAUUCCAAUCAGUCGAUGCAUCCUAUGUGUGAGUAUAUAUAUGCACAUGUGUAUAUGUUCCAUGCAUAGCCUGCAUGGAUGUGAUGUAUCGCGGACAGCGGUGCUUAUUUUUCGGAGUCUUUGUAUAUUUCAGUGUGUAGUGAGUUCCUUUUCUGUUCUUUCAAGAAGAACGGCAUGCUUUGCUGUUGCGAAUGCCUGCUGUUUCCUUAAACACGUUUGACUUUUUUUUUUUUUUUGUCCUCUGUUUCCGAAUGAACUAGUGUACAAAGUGCAAGUACUGGAUAUUGCUUAACAUUUGAUAAUCACUUUCUAUUUAGUGAAACUCUUACUACUAACAGUAUUUGUACUGUUUAAAAACGGCAAUACAAUCUAAAUAGUUGUCUGUUAUAUAUUUCUUUGCUUUUUUUGUCUUUCUAAUUUUAUUUGGAGUGUUUUCACUUUGUUUUUAGAUGUUUAGAAGUGUGACGGGCAUGGCUUUGAUUAGGUAAGAUUAAAAAAAAAAUAAAUGCAAAUUCGUUUUACGGUAUGGAAUAUUCUUAGCC
Messenger RNA from Xiphophorus hellerii (green swordtail), 5566 nucleotides. RefSeq names its product homeodomain interacting protein kinase 3b (gene hipk3b). NCBI's taxonomy places the organism in Eukaryota, Metazoa, Chordata, Actinopteri, Cyprinodontiformes, Poeciliidae. The record is from RefSeq and is a predicted model, not a curated record. Bases 276 to 4223 code for a protein of 1315 amino acids. Gene Ontology annotation, cellular component: nucleus; PML body; cytoplasm. The transcript has 16 exons. Gene Ontology annotation, molecular function: ATP binding; protein tyrosine kinase activity; protein serine/threonine kinase activity. Gene Ontology annotation, biological process: peptidyl-threonine phosphorylation; peptidyl-serine phosphorylation.